UUAGGCUUUCCAUGGACCGCAAGUGCUGGUGGCUGGGAUCAUCAGGCUGAGCGCUGCAACCGAGAAAGGGGAGGAGGAAAGCGGCCACGGGGGGCGGCACAGCUCGGGGAUUUCGGGCCUGUUCCGCUGUGAAAGGAGAAAGCCACGCAGUUCUAAUGGAUGUUCUCGCUCAGCUAGAAGUUUACCGGUAGCGGAUCACAGAGGCAGUAUUUCUUGGCCGUGAUAACCAUGCGUCUGAAAAAGGGACCUUCUCAUUCCUUCCAUCCACCAUCUACCGUCCAUUCAUCUCGAGGAAGCCAUGUUUACACAUUUACUAAUGGGUCAUCCGACCUCGACAGCUCCUCAGAAGAAGAACUUAACAUCUUGGAACUGCGAGCGAGAGGAGGAAAGCUUCAUAGACAGAGCACAUCGAGGGAAAAAGUUGGUGAUAUUGUUCUGCUGGAGCAUGCCAUUACAGAGAAUGACAACCUUAACAAACUGGCACUGCAGUAUGGCUGCAAGGUUGCUGAUAUUAAGAGGAUCAACAACUUUCUGAAAGAGCAGGACAUGUUUGCCUUAAAGACCAUCAAGAUUCCAGUCAAAGUUCAUGGCAUUUUAACAGAGGGACAGCAGGAGCCAAAUGCACAUAAAGGCCGAUCAGCAGAUUCUAUAGACGUUGUCAUAGAGUCUGGUGAUGAGGCAUCGGUCACGCCAACUGGAAACCGAGAUAUAACCCAGUACUUCCGGGAGAUCGACCAGAACAUUGAGGCUGCGGCGCAGAACCAGGAGCUAUUCAGUGACUCACUGGACCUUGGUAAAGGCAACAAUCACCUCUCCACCAUCAUGAAGCAUAAAGAACCCAAUCUAGGAGCAGACUGGGGCAUACGAUGGUGGAAUGCUGUUUGUAUUAUGCUUUUAAUUGGGAUUGUGCUGCCAGUAUUUUAUAUCAUAUACUAUGAAACAUGGAAAGAAAAAUCACACUCUGCCAAUGUCACAAUUAAUGUUAUGUCAAACAUGAGCAGAUUGCUGGCAGAUCAAAUGCCCAACCCUGUGCAGUAUACAAAGAGACCUGUUGAUACGGGAGGCUGAGAUCUCAAGGAGGAAUAGAUGUCUCCAGUCUUAACAGAACCAGCUUGUCACUUUAUCUACACCAGUAUAAUAACUUUGUGUUUAUUGGUGGGAUUCACCACCAGGAGCAUUUAUCAAAAGGUGUUUUACAUGAUCAGAGUAAUAUAAGAAAAAAAUGCUCGACACACUACCGUCUUAUGGACUCGUAUCCCAUCUUCUGUUGUUUUACCAAAUAAUUCUCAUCCAAGAGCCAGCUUCAAGAUGUCAGGACUGUAUGAAGCUCCGGAUGGGUAUAAAGUGCUGCUAAAUUUGUCCUUUGUUUCCUGAUAUUGCAGACUAGAGCUUUGCUUCCCCCUGUUGGUUUUUAUGGUAGGUGUUUGCUUUUGGGGGUCCUAGUGAUGGCAUAGUGUUGUAUCAGUGUAUUUGGUUUUUAAUAAGUGGUAUGAAGCUUUACAAAUGUUCACAUAUAACUUCCUUCAGUGAUUUUAAAUGAGGCAUGACCACCUAGUAGAGAUGUCCAUUACCUUUUUGAAGACUUCCCUAUACAGCUAAGGUCUCAUGCACAGGAACAUUUUAUUUUUUCCCCGUGUCUGCUCUGGGUGGUUUUGCGGCCCAUAAGCAGAAACAUUCACUUCAAUUGGGUGGCAAAAGAAAAAAAAAAAAAAAAAACGGAAAUGUCUCCACGUGCAUUCUGUUUCUGUAUGUCCAUUCUGCAAAAAAAAAAAAAAAAUGUCCGAUAAUUGGACACGUCUGUAAUUGCAUUACAGACAAGGAUAGGGCUGUUCAGUUAGGGGCCAGCUGUUCAGUUCCACAAAAAUACAGAAUGCAUAUAGCCAGUAUCUGUGUUUUGUGGAUCCACAGUUUACAGACCACAAAGCAUCCAACGGUUGUGUGCAUGGGCACAGGCUUCACAUGAUGUAUCAGCUACUUCUGAUCCAAGUGCGAGGUACAAGUGAAGUCAUAGCUGAUCAGUUUUGUGACGGUACAGGUUUCAGCUACUAUCCGACUUCUCAUUAUCCCACCUGCUGCUAUUGGAUGGUACAAGAAGUCUUAAAGGGGGUCAUGUCGCUCGGAUAUGCCCCGAAUAUCUGUUAGGUGAAAGGUGCCGCCUCUAGGACCCACACCCAUCUCUAAAAUGGAGCCUGCAAAGAGAAGGAGAGCAAACUGCCCAUUUGCGGCCACCCCCUCCAGCUUGGCUAUUUCUGUCAGCCCCAUAGAAGUGAAUGGAGCAGGUCCCAGAGUAAAGUAACCUGCAAAGUGUCUUUAUUGUAGGUGACAAAAGGGUGGGGGAUAGCAGCCCAAUUCACCUUUCUUGUGACACUGAGGAGAGCAUGAAGGAUCAGAGCUGUUCCGGACUUUACCUCUGACUGAAGCUAUGCUCCCAUGGCUAAAAUCCGCCAUAGUGGAAAAGAGCCAUAUUUGCUGUGUAAUCCAGCUUCCCUUUGACUUUAAUGGGGAAAUUGUGGACAUCGGGGUCCAGUCCACUUCAUAAGUGGCCCAUUACUUCUUUAAAGUGAAUUUCAGCCGUGUUCCCCAUUGAUGUUGGGGAAGAGCUAAAAUUGCUUGUGGUUUUUGUGCAUUUUUGGCAAUGUUUCCACCAUCAUAACCAUGCUGCUCCCAGAUGCAGAUUAGCCUACAGCUCUGCCAUUGUUUUCUAAGCGGCAGACUUUAGCUGUCUGAACCUAUCCUGAAAGUCCUAGGAACUGCACUCCAGCAUUUGGGGCUCAUGCACACAACUGUUAGAUGUUUUG
Molecule: messenger RNA, 2798 nt
Organism: Bufo gargarizans (Asiatic toad)
Lineage: Eukaryota; Metazoa; Chordata; Amphibia; Anura; Bufonidae
Gene: LYSMD4
Product: LysM domain containing 4
Source: RefSeq, a predicted model, not a curated record